UAAUGCUGAAGGCCAAGCAGAGACCAACUAUAAGUUAUGAUAUUAUCGUUUUCAUGAUCUGAAGUUAGCACUAAUGUUGCUGCACUAAGAAUCGCAGCUCUGAAUAUGGAAGGUGGAAUCCACAUCUGCUGAUAAAACCCACAAUAUCGCCCAUCAAAAAGUUUGCUGUACCCUUCUUCUCAUUUUUUAUGGCUGUCGAAAAUACGAGCAACAUCCUCAUCAUAGGUGCCGGGACAUGGGGCUGCUCAAUCGCUCUAGAGCUCGCACGCCGAGGCCACACAGGCAUCAAGGUCCUGGACGGCAGCCCCUUUCCAUCAGCCAUCUCCGCAGGCAAUGAUCUCAACAAAAUCACAGAGGAAGCAAACGAGCCGUCUGAAAAUGAUAGCGAUGAGACCUACUUCUGGAACCGCAUUACCCAGAUAGCCAUGCAAGCAUGGACCCACGAUCCACUCUUCGCUCCCUUUUACCACGAAACAGGCUUCAUCAUGGCCGCUCCUGCUGAUCUUGUACCCUUGAAUUCGAAAGAGGACUUUCACAAGACGAUGCCCGAGGGUGUGCUACAGGGCAAUUUUCCCGGCUGGCACGGGUUCUGGAAGCAACGUGGUGCGGGAUGGGUGUAUGCGAGCGGCGCAAUGAAAGCUCUGUAUGGUGAAGCGAGGAGGUUGGGUGUCCAGUUCGUCACAGGCGAGCUGGAAGGAAAAGUCGAAGAACUCAUCUUGACCUCCGGUCACGAUGCCGUACUUGGUGCCCGUACCUCAGAUAGCGUCAUACACACAGCUUGCAAAACUAUCCUUGCAGCCGGCGCAAACAGCAUCAAUCUCCUCGACUUCAAGAAGCAACUACGACCGACGGCCUGGACACUCGCACACGUCCCUCUAUCGGCGGAAGAAGCUCAGCUCUAUCGGAACUUGCCAGUCCUGUACGGUGUAGACCGCGGAUUCUUCAUUGAGCCAGAUAUCGAGAGACAUGAGAUGAAGAUCUGUGAUGAACACCCAGGUUACAUCAAUCUAGUCAUAGACAGCAAUGGCGACACGCAUUCGGUACCCUUUGCGCGGCGUCAAAUCCCCAAGGAAGCGGAGACACGAAUGCGCCGCCUCCUCUCUGAAACGACACCACAGUUCUCCGGGAGGAAAUUUAGCUUCGCGAGGAUAUGUUGGGACGCCGAUACUGUUGAUCGUAUGUUUCUAAUUGAUAAGCAUCCUGUGCUAGAGAACUUGGUUGUAGCUGUCGGAGGUUCGGGUAACGGCUUUAUGGCAUGCCCCGCCAUCGGUAUCUUAGUUGUAGAUAAUCUCGAAGAAGCGGGCCAGAUCGAGGAAAGGGUUCGGAAGAUGAUGAGAUGGAGGCCUGAAACUAGUGUUCACAGGGAUUGGUGGGACGCCCAGGGCCGAUGCGGUGCUGACGGAAAGGUCAUAGACUUCCGAGAUGUAGAAGAAUGGACAAGCAUAUGAAUGGGACUGGCGCAAUAUUUCAGCAUGGAGCCCCUCAUCUAUUAGCAAGUGUUGUGAAGGAGAGUAAGGUUAGUGUCUUGGCGGACUGGAGUAUACAUAACUGUUAUUGCUUGAUGAAUGAUCUGCAUCUCAUCUUAAACAUGUCUUCUGAGCCAUGGCAUCAAGCAUUGAGUUUCAAAAACUAGUCAUUCUGUCUACCAUAGCAAUUCCAAGUGAUGACGUGGCAAUAUUUCUCUCGCGCGGUGGAUACUAUAGAUGUCACUAUUUGUGUAUGUGAAACCAAUAGAUAUAAUGAGCGUACGUGUAGAAGC
This is a messenger RNA of Cucurbitaria berberidis CBS 394.84, 1759 nucleotides long. RefSeq names its product FAD dependent oxidoreductase. Lineage: Eukaryota; Fungi; Ascomycota; Dothideomycetes; Pleosporales; Cucurbitariaceae. The transcript is spliced from 2 exons. The record is from RefSeq and is a predicted model, not a curated record. Bases 189 to 1448 code for a protein of 419 amino acids. Gene Ontology annotation, molecular function: sarcosine oxidase activity; flavin adenine dinucleotide binding; saccharopine oxidase activity.